UAUUUUUUCAAAUAAAAAAUAUGGAACAAUAUCCUGAUUUAUCACAAUUCAUACGCAAAAUCAACAAGGUACUGCAAACUCUUUAUUUAGGAAAUUACAAGAGUAUUGUAGUAUACAAAGUGCUUAUUUUAACACUGAACUUUAUCAAAUUCCUAUAUUUUUUCUCAUAUAAGUAAGUAAAGAAAAAUGAAUAUUCUUUCUUUUUUUCUAAUACCAAAACUUUAAAGUGCAUUACUGAACUAUUUAUUUACAAUCAUUUUAAUUGUCCGUUGAGUCAUCUUUUCUUUGGAAUCCAAAGUGCUUCCAAAGAAAGACUUGAAGCCUAAAGGGGAGCCAAUUUCCUCGUCUUUUUGGACACUAGCCAUAGCACCAGCCCAGGAGCCGCGUACUAGUUGUCGACUCCCCUUUCACGUGCCUGCUCUGCUCACAACACAACACGCCCGGAAAGAGGAAGCAAGCAACAAUGAACUGGAUUUCAAAAUAAAGUCGCGUCUAAUGUCCGAGGUCAAACACGGCGAUAUAAAUCGAUGUUUACGUUUAGCAUCGAUGCCAAUAAAUCGUAGAGCAUUAUAUCGAUGAAUCGAUGUGUAUCGAUGAAUCGUUACACCCCUAAUAACCACUGAUUUUUAUUGUAUGCAUCUCAUUCCUCAUACAAGUACAUCCAUAGUGUAGUAGAUGUGGAGUGCAAACGGUGCGUUCAAGGACACGUGGAGGUCACAGUGGCACAGUGAAAGCAUUGUACUGCCACGGAGCUGUCAUUUCACACAGGUCUUACUCAUAGGAGGGAAUCAUUUGCAUGGCGCUGUCCUCACAUAUUCUUUUCUAGAGUUGAAUUCUAACAAAUGUUUUCAUUAAACGUGUUGACAGCGAGGCAUUGGAGGAACGUUGCGUCUGGGCCAUAGUGGGAGGGCAAGCAAAGUCAUCACACAGGUAAGCUGAUGAGUGCUUUAUUACAACUUUGUUAUCUCAUUGACUUUGGUUUACAUUACAAGGAUGUUAGUUUAGGAGAUGAACAUUUAAAAUAAAAGUCUUCUUACCAAAAUAGAAUUGCUUAAAUUUGUAUAUAUAUAUUUUGUAAUUAACCAAUUUGAUUUGUAAAAUAUAUAAAUAUAUUGAACUUUAUAUAUAUUGUAUAUUGUUGAACUGGCUGUGUGGCUAUUAAAAAUGUUUCUCAUUUGAAAAAAAAGUCCAUUUUUUAUUUAACGUUUUUUUCAAAUCUAGCCAUUGUAAUAUUGUUGUGAUGUUCGUUAUUACUAUCCGUAUAUAUUAGGGCUGCUGCUAUCUCCUUUUAGAAUCGAUGAGUUCGACUAGGAAAGACUCUCAUAGUCACAAUACAUACAAACAUUUUCCCCAGGAUACAAAAACUUGUACUCACUGCUCACCUUGCAGCGGGAGGCGACCAUGUCCGACAUCAACGCCACUGAUUUGAGUUCCCUGCUGCUGUCCUGGUUGCAUCAAUGCCUCAACAGAACCACUGGGCAAUCUCCGCAGAGCCACACCAACACGUCCGCCACAUUCCAAGGAGUCUUCUACAUCCUGCUGGUGUUUGGCAUGUUCAGCUUCUUCUCCUUUGCGGUCAUGUUUCGUUUCAUCCGCUCCAGGAAACUGGAGGGCUCCCAGGACCCGUACCAGCAGUACAUAGCCCAAGACCGGAGCCGGAAGCGAACGCCGUCUACGGCCGCCGCGGCUCGGGUGUCAUCGUCGGUGGUCAUCUGUAACCCGGCGACAGAGGUGGAAAAUCAGCAGUGA
Messenger RNA from Syngnathus typhle (broad-nosed pipefish), 1749 nucleotides. Its product is annotated as potassium voltage-gated channel subfamily E member 1-like. Gene Ontology annotation, molecular function: voltage-gated potassium channel activity involved in ventricular cardiac muscle cell action potential repolarization; delayed rectifier potassium channel activity; transmembrane transporter binding. Bases 1402 to 1749 code for a protein of 115 amino acids. Lineage: Eukaryota; Metazoa; Chordata; Actinopteri; Syngnathiformes; Syngnathidae. Gene Ontology annotation, cellular component: membrane. The transcript has a single exon. Gene Ontology annotation, biological process: membrane repolarization during action potential; ventricular cardiac muscle cell action potential; negative regulation of delayed rectifier potassium channel activity. The record is from RefSeq and is a predicted model, not a curated record.